GGUUAGUGCUUUGCUCAAUGGCAGCAUGUAUAAGCAGAAAAGUAUUAUUUAGCGGUUCUUUUUCUUUCUUUAUUUCAACUUUUAGGGAUAGAUUGUUUGAAUUAUGGGAACAAGGAAAGAACAUAAGAACAAAGCCGAAAGUAAACAAUUAAAAUUCAAUUUAGUUGCAAGAUGUGUACAUCAAUUUGAUAUCAGCAGGUCCAAACAUACAGCUUUUCUUAAAAAGUACAUCUUAAGCAGUGUAGCAAGUCAGGUGAUUAGCCAUGGCACACCGUAUUUAAAGAAAAUAUCAUACAUUUGAGAUACUUAGCCAAGUAAGCCAUAUAAAAGGCUUUGGAGAUGCAGAUGAGGCUUUUUAAAGUUUUCAACCUAGUUGUGAGCUUCUGCUUCAUGCUGACAAGUGUCGCAGAUGCUUUUGUGAUCCAAGCCUAAUUCGCUUAGCAACAGUUACUCAGUAGGAGCCUCAGUUUCUCUGAUGGCCAAGUGAUAGGCUGAGCUCCUUAACACCAGACCUGUGGGAGAAACAGGCAGCCCCUUGAAGAUGCCAUCUCACCAAACAAUGCUGAAAUACUCCUCUCGUUUCCACUAAGAUGUACACAUCAUAGGAAAACACCAGUUUAACUCAGCUUUGCCUACAACAACUAAGGUUUCACUUCUCGAACUAGUCCACCGUGCCAAAGUUUCAUUACCUGGGGAGCAGAAAACCAAUUGAAUGCCGUCAUGAUCAGGAAUCCAGAUUUCGACACCUUUGUAUGCUGCGCAGUUUGUUCCAAACUAAUCCCGCCACCUCCUACACCAGAGGCCUUUGAUCGGAUUAGGGAAUAUAAACCUUUCAAAACUCGGUAUUAUACACACAAAGAUAUACUGGAACUUGGAGCUGACCUUAAGCAAGAGGAAGCAGAAAGAAGAGAAAUCGAAAUUGAAAAACGAAUUGAAAAAGUACGAAAACGUCUCCUACUUCAGGCUGAGUCAGAAAAAGAGGAUGCAGUGGAAGAUGCUCUCAGUCGUGCUGAUGCAUUGCACAAGAAAGACCUUGAAGAUCUUAGAAUCAAAGAUGAACAAGCAUUACAGGAAGCUGUGAAGAAUACACAGAUUGAAAUGCUGCAUCACUUGGAAGUUGAGCUGAAGAGAGAAUCGGAAGCUGCAGAGCAGCGGAUGACUCACAAACUUCACCGGCUCAUAAAGCAGUUCAAUCUGGAGAAGGCAACAGCUACAGCUGAAGUAAGACAGGAGGAGAGACAGAAGAUAGCUGGAAUCCUUGCAGCACAAAAAAAGAAAUAUCAGGCACAACUUGAACAAGCUGGGGAGAUUGCUCAUGAAAUUUAUGAGAGGAAUCUGAAAGAAUUAGCCUUGGAGAAAAAACAUGAGAUGGACAUUGCACUUUCAAUCUCCCAAAAAGAGUUUAAGGAAGAAACUGAGAGAUUGCUCAAGAAUGCUGAAAGCAUCCGUGAAGCUCAGGUUGAAGAGGUGGUCCACGAGGUGAAUAGAAAAGACAGUGAGAUCCUGACUCUUCAUCACCAUCUGGAAAACAUGACAUCUUGGAAAGAUAGUCUGGAAGCUGAAAUCCUGGAAACAAGAGAAGCAUUUCAGAAAUAUAUCAACCACACAUUUCCCCAGCUUGCCCCAGGACAAGCAGAUUUUAUCUUGCCAUUCAGAAAAAUAUGUCCAUUCUCAGAAGCAGAUUUUGUAGAGCUGACUCAAGGGACAACACUUGCGAAGGAGGCUCUCUGAGGAUCUGUCUGUUUGCUGUGAACAUCCAGGCAUAGUGCAGGGGAGAAUUAAAAUCAUUUUCUCUCACUACUAAA
Anolis carolinensis (green anole) is the source of this 1805-nucleotide messenger RNA. RefSeq names its product chromosome 1 C6orf163 homolog (gene c1h6orf163). The transcript has 5 exons. Bases 721 to 1731 code for a protein of 336 amino acids. The record is from RefSeq and is a predicted model, not a curated record. NCBI's taxonomy places the organism in Eukaryota, Metazoa, Chordata, Lepidosauria, Squamata, Anolidae.